This is a messenger RNA of Podarcis raffonei (Aeolian wall lizard), 4985 nucleotides long. RefSeq names its product growth hormone receptor (gene GHR). The record is from RefSeq and is a predicted model, not a curated record. Gene Ontology annotation, molecular function: peptide hormone binding; growth hormone receptor activity; growth factor binding. The transcript has 8 exons. The coding region runs from base 31 to 1881 and encodes 616 amino acids. Gene Ontology annotation, biological process: positive regulation of receptor signaling pathway via JAK-STAT; growth hormone receptor signaling pathway; positive regulation of peptidyl-tyrosine phosphorylation. NCBI's taxonomy places the organism in Eukaryota, Metazoa, Chordata, Lepidosauria, Squamata, Lacertidae. Gene Ontology annotation, cellular component: cytosol; growth hormone receptor complex; external side of plasma membrane.
GUCUCUUUUCACAGUUGUGAAUCCAGAGGCAUGGAUCUUCGUCUCUUGCUGUUUAUUCUGGCACUGGUGUCUGCGAGCGAUUCCUCCUCCACGGACAAGGCUUUGCCAGGAAAACCACAGUUCAUUAAGUGCCGGUCACCUGAACUGGAAACCUUUUCAUGUUACUGGAAGAAUGGCAACUUUUCCCAUUUAACAGCUGCUGGAGCCGUGAAAUUGGUGUAUGCAAAAAGGAACCUAGAAAAGCUGGGUGAAUGGAAAGAAUGUCCUGAUUAUGUAACUGCCGGUGAAAACAGCUGUUAUUUCAACAAAACCUACACCUCCAUUUGGGUUCCUUAUUGUGUCAGGCUGGUUAAUGGAAGCAAGAUGUAUGACGAAUUAUGUUUCCGUGUGGAGGACCUAGUCAUACCAGACCCUCCCAUCGAACUCAACUGGACUGUUCUGAACACCAGCCCAAUAGGCAUCUAUACCGAUAUCCAGGUCACCUGGAAGCCUCCACCUUCCGCAGACGUUCAGAAUGGAUGGAUCACCCUCCACUACCAGCUUCAGUACAAAGAAGUCAAUGAGACAGAGUGGAAGAAGCUGGAGCCAAAGGCCGCCACGAUGUUUCCUGUAUAUUCUUUGAAGACGUGCCGCGAUUACGAGAUACGAGUCCGGGCGCAAGGGGUUUCUGAAAUGUAUGGGGACUUCAGUGACACCCUCUACGUAUCUUUUGACUCCGCAGGCCAGGUGCCAUGCAAUGACGAAGAAUUCUCAUUUCCUUGGCCUAUGGUGUUUGCCUUUGGUACGCUUGGCGUAAUGGUGAUGUUAACUGUGCUGCUCUUUUCUAAACAGAAGAAGUUAAAGAUACUGAUUCUUCCUCCUGUUCCCGUUCCCAAAAUUAAAGGAAUCGAUCCAGACCUCUUCAAGAAAGGAAAACUUGAUGAAGUCAACUCCAUCUUAGCCAGUCAUGGUAGCUGCAUGCCACCACUGUACGGAGACGACUCUUGGGUGGAAUUCAUUGAGCUGGAUAUAGACGAGGCAGAAGAGAGGAACGAAGGAUUGGAUACUGACAGGCUCCUCAGCGACGACCACUUGAAGUCUCAAGGCUGCCUUGGCGUAAGGGAUGACGAUUCUGGGAGAGCCAGCUGCUGUGAGCCGGAUAUCCCAGAGACUGACUUCAGCGCCAGCGACACCUGCGACGGAACCUCAGACAUCGACCAGUCCAAGAAGGCAAACCACAAAGAGGAGGAUCUCUUGGGCCUUGACCAGAAAGACAACGAGAAGCCAGCGUCAGGUCUUGAGGGGGUGCCUGAUCGCCCAGGUGAAGACGAGCACCCCAAAGCCCAUGUCUCUGUCGCUGACACUAUCAAGACGACCAACCUGCCUGUCAAGACCCAGCUGAGCAACCAGAAUUCAAUGGCCAACAUUGACUUUUACACACUGGUCAGCGACAUUACUCCGGGAGGGAGGGUUGUGCUUUCCCCUGGGCAAAAGGUUAAGAUGGGGAGAGAUCCGAGCGAGACUCCGAAAGAACCAGUUGCCCAGUGCCAACCCAGCUUCGACAUGGACAGUGCCUAUUUCUGUGAGCUGGAUGUGAAAAAAUGUGUCCCCACCACGCUUCACAAAGAGGCUGAGCCAGAAGUUCAAGACCAGAGCUUUCCUGAAAAUGCUUACUUCACCGCCGAGAGCCUUACCCCUACAGCUGUGAAUCCUGCGAGGGCAGCAGUUCAGGAAGAGCCAGGAAGUGCCGAGGUGCUUGUGGCAGACUAUACCUCCAUCCAUGUAGUGCAAUCUCCGCAAGGCCUUGUGCUCAACGCCACCGCUCUCCCAGUGCCAGACAAGGAAUUCAUCGCGUCCUGUGGUUACGUGAGCACAGACCAACUAAACAAAAUGCUGCCCUAGUUUUCCUUGGACUGAGUAGGAAGUGGUGCCAUCCCCCCCCCUUCCCCACUCCUCAGUCCAUGCCUCUGUGAGGCUCUGAAACACAUGCAGAGCUCCCUGUGAGCAGGGGUUUCAAUGCCCACUUUGGUGUGGAGCUACGUGUUCACAUUGGAGGCCAUCCAUGCUCACCUAGAGCCUUUGAAUUGGGGAGUGUAUAUAUUUCGAUGGCAUGGAGUUGGCUUGGGGAGUGUGUAUGCUUCAACCAAAACAAACGCGUUCAGUAUUUUCAGAGGGGUGUCGGCUAGUGCAUUCCCUUCUCCGUUUACCUGAGAUGUUGAGUCAAUCACAGUAUUGCUGUCAUGUCUUGUAAAUAUUGUCUUAUGAAACAUCGGUGGGGUUGGUUCAGUAGCAGUGAGUGUCUUUUGUUAUUUGUAGGUGUUGAUUUGGGGUCAUUCUUAAUGCAUUGGACGGCAGUGUAACGUUACGUAAAUCAUCUUUAUUCGAAAAGCUAAUGUCAGGUGUUUUCUGCAGUUUGAGUAAGUUUAUGUUAAAAUUCUACCAUAUGCAGAGAUGUUGAUACUGGGAAUUGAAGAAUGAAAUACUGGGAAGGACAGGGGGGAAUUGUUGGGCUAAAUAAUACAUUUAUUUUGAUUUAUAUAAAUAUACAUAUUUUAAUACUUUAGACAAGCAGGCAUGGAUAUUUUAUAUUUACACUGCACACUGUAGUUUAAUUAUAAUGAUCCGUCUAUGGAAUGUAUCUGCUGCAAUCAUUGUAGCAACUUUAAAAGAAGAAAAGAAUAUAAGGAGAAUAUUAUUUUUUACAGAAAGUUUUUAUACCUCCACAAAAGCUAUAGAGAACUAGUUGCUACACUAGUUUGUUGAGGCCUAUUCGUUUCUUAAAAGUGCUAUUCAUGCUUCUGCAUUUUACAUGUAGCAAAUCAGAACAUGUACAAACCAUACAAGAUCUGUCACAAGAGUCUGUUGUGGUAACAAGACAUAACACAGUUUGUAUAGCAGUCAAAACUACAAUGGGUUUGGAUUUUUCUGGGCCUUUCAAGAACACUAUCCACUUUUAUGGGACGUUUAGAAAUACACACUGGCGAAUAAGCGCCAGUGACUUGACAACACUAUGCUUCACAAUAUAUACUGAAGUCCUUUCCUCAAAAAACUGUUGAGGACCUCUCAGCGCUAAUAUUCUCAGUGGAAGCUGAUCAGGGGGCUCCAGGCUGUUUGUAAAGCUCAGACUCCAAAUCAAAUGAAGCUACAGAACUCAGUACAGUAUUGUUAACAGUGUAGUUUGUGUGUGUGUUUGUCUUUAGCAUAUUCUGCACGUCAGUUGUUCAGAGGCUUUAAAGAAGUCGCGUUGCUUACGCCUCAUUUACAAUUUACCUGUGUUUUUCUCUCUCAAGGUACGCCUUAACAUAAUUCAAUCUCAAAUUUUGUUUACAUAAUUGGGGGCUAAAUUCAAAGACCCUGCAAACACGCCCCCCAUCCCCAUCCCCGCUUCCUUUCUCCAUGCUGCCCUUAUAUGCAGCUGUUUUUAGACCCAAAGCGUCUCCAGCUCAGAAUUUCUGGAGUCCAGUGUUCUGAACUGUGGGGCGCAGGACGCAGGGCCCACUUCAAGCCGGGGGAAUCAUACAAAUAUGCCUUAACUGAGCCCACAUCCUAGAUGCAUCUAGUUCAAUAUUGCCUACUCUUGAGUAGCAGCAGCUCUCCAGGAGUUUAGGCAAAGAACUUUAGUAUAACAUACUACCUAAUUGUUUCUUUUAAAAAGUGGAGAUGAGAGAGAUCAAACCUGGAGCCUUCUGCCACUGAGCUGUGGGUACAAAUCCGUACCAUACCGAAACAUUGCUGUGAACUAGGCAGAACUUAAGAGCCUGCUACUGCUGUUCCUUGAUCACAGGUCGCACAUUCAACCAAUAAAACGGUUGCUGGCUGUUGCAUUGCCAUCUCCACACUAAUGCGCAGCCGAGUGGAGGAAAUAAGUAGAACUCUCAUGGGCAUGGGUGAAUCAUGUCCCAGUGUGUUUGAUGUGUUAAAAUGUAUUUCACAAUUGCAGCACUGGCCCCACAGAACUCCGUGGGACUUGCUUCUGAAUAAACUUGCUUAGGAUCACACUGAAGCAGUAGCAGCGUGGUUACAUGUGGCUCCUUGAUGAUUUAGGGUUUCAAAAGCUCUGUCCCAAGUUGUCAGGGAAAGCCAUGAAGUCAUCCUGAGCAGGAAAGAGGAGAUGCUGCUGGACCUUAUGUUAUUGGUAGUUACCGUAUCUUACUAGUCUCCUUUAGCAGUUGGGAUGGGGAAGAGGAGGGGAGAUUAGCUGGAGGUAACAGAUGGGGUAAACCAGAAGUAUCCCUUUCUUGCAUCGUCUGGUUGCCUUCCAGGCUGUGAUUAUACAUUAUAUUAUCCAAAAGACUGUGCCAACAGUAACAGCCUUUGUCUCAGGUGAGUAGAGCUCUGUGAAAGCAGAUCACAGCAAGCUGCAGUACAUGGCCUGAAACCACGUGUAAAUGAAAACAAAAUACUGAGUUUUAUUAUAGACCACAGUUGUGAAUUUUAAAAUCCAAGCAUCUUGGAUCAUGUAAGCAAGCUUUGAGAAGCAAAGCAAAUUAGAGGGGAAGACUCUGCCAUAAGCAUUUCUAAAGAAAAAAAAUGUAGCUCAGAAACAAAUCAUGAUUUGCUUCAGAAGUCAACGUUGUUUUUUAUGUACUUGCUAUUUUAACAAAUAUAAAUAUUUUAAGCCACAAAUAAGAGCAAGGAUGUGUUGCCUUCCAAAUGUUUGAAACUGGGAAAUUCUGCAUUUGGCUCGUACUUUUAAGCUGAUGUUUAUUAGAUACUCUGCUAAUUUGCUGUUAAAUUUUUCUAACAGCUGCCUUCUUUAGUUCUAGGCCCUAAUGCCAUUGAAUUUAUGUGAGUCUCUCUUGGGGGCAAGCAAGUCUUAUUGACAAGAGUGUUUCUAUCACCAAAAACUAGUUAAAUACCUCAAUCAAUCUCAGAAUGUCAUUUUGGUACUCUGCUGGUUACACAAGCCAUUAUACCCCAGUAUAAAGAUUUGUGUCCUUCUGUUUAUAUUUAACUUGCCUUCUGUCAGUGUUCCUUAUUUCAAUAAAUUUAUUUUCUUCAAUCCA